This is a messenger RNA of Lodderomyces parapsilosis, 237 nucleotides long. RefSeq lists its product as uncharacterized. NCBI's taxonomy places the organism in Eukaryota, Fungi, Ascomycota, Pichiomycetes, Serinales, Debaryomycetaceae. The coding region runs from base 1 to 237 and encodes 78 amino acids. The record is from RefSeq and is a predicted model, not a curated record. The transcript has a single exon.
AUGGAUCAUUUUGACACGCAUAACCAAGAAGAUAUCUUCCAAAUGGAUGAUGAGUUUGAGCACGACAGAUAUAGCCAAGCUACCGAUGAUUCGCUAUUGUAUCAAUGUCCAUACUGCAACGAGAACUUAAAGACAUUCAGUUCGCAACACAACUGCAACACAAUCCCAGAUCUAAUAACCAAGAAUAAUGAGUUGAUUGAAAUAAAUUACAGGAAAUGGUUGGUUCAUUUUUCGUAA